AAGUCAAGAAAAUUGCUUUUUAUACCGUCCCGUCCCGGUCACCUGAAAAACCCUUUAAAAUCUCCUCCUCUUCGUCACUUCAACAAACCUGAAAUAGAACAUCUUUUCAUUUCAUUACAUUGCAUUUCUAUUCAAUUAUCACAACAAUGGCGGCUACAUCGCUAACUUCUACAUCUAUAAUCUCAAAAUCAUCCUUUAAUCUCAAAAACAAAACCCAUCUUCAUUCUCACAUCACCCACAAUUCCCAACUUUCUUUAUCCUCAAAAAUUUCUAUAACUCCAUCAAUUUCCCUCUUUUCCACCCCAAAUCUCCGUCUAUCCGCAUCACCCACAAAGAAAUUCGUCGUUUUUUCUUCCCUUGAUGCAAAACCCACUGUUUUAGUCGCGGAAAAACUAGGAGACGCGGGGCUGGAUCUUCUUAAAGCAUACGCAAAUGUUGAUUGUUCGUAUAAUUUAAGCCCAGAAGAGUUGUGUACAAAGAUCUCACUUUGUGAUGCGUUGAUUGUUCGGAGUGGAACUAAGGUUACUAGAGAGGUGUUUGAGUCUUCGCAUGGGAGAUUAAAGGUGGUUGGUAGAGCUGGUGUUGGGAUUGAUAAUGUGGAUCUGGGUGCAGCCACUGAACAUGGGUGUUUGGUUGUUAAUGCGCCUACUGCGAAUACUGUUGCUGCUGCUGAACAUGGGAUUGCUCUGUUGACUGCUAUGUCUAGGAAUAUUGCUCAAGCUGAUGCAUCUGUAAAAGCUGGGGAAUGGAAGAGGAACAAGUAUGUGGGUGUAUCCCUUGUGGGGAAGACACUUGCAGUCUUGGGUUUUGGUAAGGUUGGUUCCGAAGUUGCUAGGCGUGCUAAGGGACUUGGUAUGCAUGUGAUUGCUCAUGACCCUUAUGCACCAGCUGAUCGAGCCCGAGCUAUUGGAGUGGAGCUUGUUUCCUUUGAAGAUGCUUUAGCUAAAGCUGACUUCAUUUCGCUUCACAUGCCUCUUACUCCUGCUACAACAAAGAUGCUUAAUGAUGAAACCUUUGCCAAGAUGAAGAAGGGGGUGAUGAUCGUGAAUGUCGCUCGAGGUGGAGUCAUUGAUGAAGAUGCUCUUGUGAGGGCUUUGGAUUCUGGGAUUGUUGCUCAGGCUGCACUCGAUGUCUUCACAAAAGAGCCCCCAGCCAAGGACAAUAAGUUGGUAUUGCACGAGAAGGUUACCGCAACUCCACAUCUUGGUGCUAGUACCAUGGAAGCUCAGGAAGGAGUAGCUAUUGAAAUUGCAGAGGCAGUUAUCGGGGCGUUGAAUGGGGAGCUUGCAGCAACUGCAGUAAACGCACCCAUGGUUCCUGCUGAGGUCCUCAAUGAGCUGAAACCAUUUGUUGAGCUCUCGGAAAAACUUGGUCGACUGGCUAUCCAAUUGGUAGCAGGCGGAAGUGGUGUUAAAUCGGUGAAGGUGGGUUAUGCCACUUCAAGAGCACCCGAUGAUCUCGACACCCGGGUGCUCCGAGCCAUGAUUACCAAGGGUUUGAUUGAGCCCAUUUCAAGCACCUUUGUGAACUUGGUAAAUGCUGAUUUCACUGCAAAGCAGAGAGGACUUCGUAUUACAGAAGAGCGCAUUCUUCUCGAUGGAUCGCCCGAAAGCCCACUUGAGUCCAUCCACAUCCAGAUUGCUAAUGUAGAAUCAAAAUUCGCUAGCGCAAUUUCAGAAACCGGGGAGAUUAGGCUUCAAGGAAAGGUUAAAGAUGGAGUGCCCUAUUUGACUAAAGUUGGGUCCUUUGAGGUUGAUGUCAGCUUGGAAGGUAGCAUAAUUUUUUGCCGACAGGUUGAUCAACCCGGAAUGAUCGGAAAGGUGGGAAGCGUUUUGGGAGAGGAGAAUGUGAAUGUCAAUUUUAUGAGCGUUGGAAGGUUGGCUCCGAGAACCCAUGCUGUCAUGGCAAUUGGAGUCGAUGAGCCACCUAGCAGUCAAGUAUUGAAAAAGAUUGGUGAAAUUCCAGCUAUCGAAGAGUUCGUAUUUCUUAAGUUAUAAUUUUCUUAGACGCGUGACUCGAAAGUAUUAUUCGAGACGUUCUGAUAGAGAGGGUUGAUGAUCAAACCUAGCUAUUAGGCUGUCGAACGAUCCGAGAGGUUCUGGUUUUGAAGACUUGUAUUCUUAUUGCUAUUAUUUUCAAGUUAUUAGUCCAAUAUAGUACCAAUUUUGGUGGGUUUCGUCGAAUGUAACCAACUUUUAACUUGUAUCGGGUUAAUAAUGAGUUAUGCGGAAGAGGUAACAUGAGCCCAAGAUGUUGAUCGAAGGUUCUCCAUUUCAUUCA
This is a messenger RNA of Amaranthus tricolor (Joseph's coat), 2280 nucleotides long. RefSeq names its product D-3-phosphoglycerate dehydrogenase 1, chloroplastic. Lineage: Eukaryota; Viridiplantae; Streptophyta; Magnoliopsida; Caryophyllales; Amaranthaceae. The coding region runs from base 147 to 1997 and encodes 616 amino acids. Gene Ontology annotation, molecular function: phosphoglycerate dehydrogenase activity; NAD binding. The record is from RefSeq and is a predicted model, not a curated record. Gene Ontology annotation, biological process: L-serine biosynthetic process. The transcript has 5 exons. Gene Ontology annotation, cellular component: chloroplast stroma.